This is a messenger RNA of Striga asiatica, 924 nucleotides long. Lineage: Eukaryota; Viridiplantae; Streptophyta; Magnoliopsida; Lamiales; Orobanchaceae. The record is from the annotation of a GenBank genome assembly.
UGUGGAAAAAGAAAAAAAUACAAAGCAAAGAAUAUAUUCUGACUUUUCGUCGAACACUUGUGGCAAUCACAUUCUGAACACAACCUCGAUAGCCCUUUCCAGUUUUCUCAUCCACAGCCAAAACCCACGUUUUUAUUUAUUGCAAUAUUGGGCCUUCAUCUGGUUUAUCAUCCGUUUCAUCUUUUCGAAGCACUAGCCAUGUCCUUCAGAAUCAGAGGGCCAAAUGCAUCUUCUGGUAUGGAUGUUGCUGAUCACAGCAAAAACACGUUUUUGGAAUUGAAGAGGAAAAAAGCUCAUCGUUAUGUGAUUUUUAUGAUCGACGAAAAGAAAAACGAGGUUGUGGUUGAGAAGACAGGCGGCCCCGCCGAAAGCUAUGAUAACUUUUCCGAAUCAUUGCCGGAGAAUGAUUGCAGAUAUGCGGUUUAUGACUUUGAUUACGUGACUUCAGAUAAUUGUCAAAAGAGCAAGAUUUUCUUCAUUGCUUGGUCACCUGCAACAUCUCGAAUUCGGGCAAAGAUGCUUUACGCCACAUCUAAAAAUAGCUUCAAGAAGGUUCUGGACGGCAUUUAUCACGAGAUUCAGGCAACUGACCCGACUGAGAUGGAUCUUGAAGUGAUCAGAGACCGGGCCCACUGAAAAAGCUUUUGUGAACGAUCAGGCGUUGUAAUAAGCUCGGAAAAUUACUGCUUUUCUUUAUCUAACAUGUUUCGAUUAUGUGAUGUACUUAGAUUCGAAGUUCAACAUUACACUUAUUCGGUUCUCUAAAUUCAUAACUUUCAUGGCCCUAAUCGAUUUGUUCAUCUGCAUAUAUAGGGGGCGGUCGUGUUCGGUUUAAUUACCGAGCUUUGUAAUGUUUUCUUAUGGGUUUGGAUCAGUUGAAGCUCUCUUUACUGGGAAUUUCUUGAGAUAAAUAGUGAAAUAAAA